Molecule: messenger RNA, 1175 nt
Organism: Acanthopagrus latus (yellowfin seabream)
Lineage: Eukaryota; Metazoa; Chordata; Actinopteri; Spariformes; Sparidae
Gene: lamp3
Product: lysosome-associated membrane glycoprotein 3
Exons: 7
Coding region: 78-830 (250 amino acids)
Cellular component (GO): membrane
Source: RefSeq, a predicted model, not a curated record
CAGUUACGAGGCAGACCACAUCUGCAACACUCACACUGCACUCAUCAUCUUGUUUUCCAUCGUUUUUUCUUCCAAUCAUGGUGCUGGGGUCUCUUCUCUUCCUGGCUGUUCUUCUUCCAGCAGGCGUCCUCCUCAAGAGAAAUGACGCCUCCGUCCAGCCUCCCUCUGACUCCGAGCAGCCCUCUGAGGCUCAGAUCUACAAGCCGGUCCUGCAGCCCUCUGAGGCCGUUCCUCCAAUAGGGACCUACAUGCUGAAAAACCAACUUGGGACACCCUGCAUCAAAGCUACUAUGGGGGUGGAGUACAUCGUCAUGGAAAAGAAGAGCUGGUAUUUCAACCUGGACCCGUCCAGAGUCAGGACCAGCGGCCGCUGUGACGACAGAGAUGCUGUUCUCUCACUCACUCUGCCAGACAACGCUGCCAGUCUGCAGCUCUACUUCAAAAAGGAGAAGACUCUUUUCUACGUCACCAAGAUGAUGGCUCACGUGUCCCCUAUGCCGAUCUGCAAAGGAUGUUCCAAUAAGACGUACUCGGGUUUGGUGGACCACGAGAAGCUAUUCAAAACAGCUGACGGACAGAGUUUCAAGUGCAAUUCUGAGAAUCUGCUCCUGAUGUCGUCGCAGCUGCAGAUCAAGCUGGUUCCUGUGCAGAUGCAGGCCUUCACGCUGUCCAGGGGACAGUAUGGAAAAGAGAACGAGUGUUGGGCCGACUUCAACAAGCGAGUUAUUCCCAUCAUCAUCGGGGCCACAGUGGUGGGCGUCCUUCUGAUCGCCGGGCUGACCUACCUGUUCAUCAAAGACCGCCGCAGACAAGGAUAUGACAGUCUCUGAGCUGAAGCCGGAUGAGGAUUUACUCCAGCUCAUGCAGUGUUUCAUACUCAGUUACUGUUAUGAAAUGUUCUCAAUAAUCUGCUUAACUUGAAUUGUUCUUUUAACGAUAAGAGAAAGGUCUUAUGUCUAAUAUUCUGCUGUAAAUGCAAAAAUGUUACAUUUAUCUAUCUGACUAGUAUUUGUUUUUUUUUUGUUUUUUUCUUCUGUUCUCUUUGGAACAUUAUUAGAUUUUGCAAGUCAUUGAAGCUUGAUUCUGUUUUCAGUGAUAAUGGAGUGCUCUUUUUUGUAAUAGUUGGAUUUAUUGCAUAUUCAGCAGUUAUUUAAUAAAAGGGAAAGGACUGAAAA